AUGGAACUCAUCGAGGUCAUGGAUACUGAACAAGCACCUCGCCCCUUCCAAUGUACUUGGGAGGCCUGUGGCAAGAGCUUUAACAGAAAAUCGGACCUGCAGAGGCAUUUCAGGAUACACACGAACGAGCGGCCUUACGCCUGCACCCAACACGGUUGUGGAAAGGCCUUCAUCCAGCGUAGUGCCCUGACCGUCCACAUUCGCACGCACACGGGAGAAAAGCCACAUGCCUGCCAGUAUAGUGGAUGCGGAAAGCGGUUUUCAGAUUCUUCUAGUUUGGCCCGGCACCGCCGGAUUCACUCAGGGAAGAGACCGUACAUGUGCGGUCACCAUGGCUGUGUAAAGACAUUCUGCAGGAAGACGACCAUGGUCAAGCACCAACGCCGAUCCCAUCAGCCAGGCGCUCUAGUCGACGACGCUACUAGCGAAUCCGGAGGAGAUGACUCGCCGUCGACGCCAAGGGCGCAUCACGCCAACAUAUGGGGCCAACAACCACACGGACAGAUGAUGAUGCACAACGGAAUGGGAAUGCAGCGACCAAUGCCGGGACAAUACAUGCAACCCCCAUACGAACAUCGUCACAGUCUCUCUUCCAACGGACCCGAGUAUCCCAACAACAUGCACUCGGAGCAUGCUAUGAUGCGCCGCAUGUCGAAUGCCCCCAUGCCCCAACAGUACUUCGUGGAAGCACACAACCCAGCCGUCGCAACUAUGAACGCCAGCCAGUUCCAAAGCGUACCGCGACAACACAGCAACCCUUACACAGAACCUGGCCUGACCGCCUCGUUGAAUAGCAGUCCGAGCACAUUCUCUUCGGCAUCUGUGCGGAGUCCCGUCGGCGACAGCGGCUUUAAUAACUACGCCCUUCACUCGACGCAAGCCGCGACGCACGCCCUCCAGGGUGCCGAGCACCAGCAUGCCGCCAUGGGACAGUUCCAGCAUCCAGCCACGACACAGGCAAUGAUGCCGAACCAGCCGAUGAUGACAAUUCCCAUGCACAACCAACACUCUCAACAGCAACACCCGCAAUCCCCGGGAGCUCAAGGCGUGUACCACCAGCAGCUUGCUGCUUCGGCGCCGGACAAUUCACAGGCCAUGUAUGCCGCCGGACUUCCUGCCUACCAGGACCCCGUCAGUGCUGGGCAUGUGCCUGCGUCCUAUGGAUGGGGCAUUUCUGAUGUCAAAUUUGAGGACCCGUCUGGAUUGGGCAUGGGCAUGCCUUCUGACAGAAUCGCACAAAUGGGUUAG
Diaporthe citri is the source of this 1248-nucleotide messenger RNA. RefSeq lists its product as uncharacterized. Bases 1 to 1248 code for a protein of 415 amino acids. Gene Ontology annotation, biological process: regulation of transcription by RNA polymerase II. The transcript has 4 exons. NCBI's taxonomy places the organism in Eukaryota, Fungi, Ascomycota, Sordariomycetes, Diaporthales, Diaporthaceae. Gene Ontology annotation, molecular function: DNA-binding transcription factor activity, RNA polymerase II-specific; RNA polymerase II cis-regulatory region sequence-specific DNA binding. Gene Ontology annotation, cellular component: PcG protein complex; transcription regulator complex. The record is from RefSeq and is a predicted model, not a curated record.